AUGACUGAUCCUGCAUUCCUGUCAGUUUCAGUGGGCGUCAACUGGACUGAUAUAAAGGUUAAGUACUUCAGUCACAGGAGCACCUUCUUCACAACCUUCUUCACAACCAAUUGGACGGAUUUCAGCAUGGCAGAAGGUACGACCAAUAGGAACGAAGUGAAAAUCCCGAAGAUCCUGGACAUUCUCGAUAAAGAUGUCUUUAAAGGUGAAAUCAUAGACCCAGAUGAGGCACGACAAACAGAGGUCAACUUUUACCGCGGGGCUCCGCCCCUUUGGUUGAAUUUCGACCUUGCUGAACAAAACACAGAUGAAGGCCGUUUCAUUAAACGGGAUGGGUAUCAAAAACUUCAUCGAGAGAUCAUGGAAAGGAAACCUGUAGUACGUUUAAAACACAAGCCAGGGAGUGGUGGCACCACAUUGGCCAUGCAGCUUCUCUGGGACUUGAGAACAUUAUUCAGGUGUGCUGUGCUAGUCGACCCCACCUUAGAAAGCUCGCUGAUCGCAUCCGCUGUGUUUAACCUCUACACUGCUGGCGAAUCCCACAACAAUAGGACUGUGCUUCUGUUGGUGCAGGGUGGAAACGUGAACACUCUCCAAAAGAGUUUUGUGGCAGAAUUGUCUGAAAGGAAGAUCGAUUCAGUUAAACCCGUUGUUGUCAUACUUAACUGUGUGAGGAUUGCCCACAUCAAUGCUGGACACUCUGCUGGAGUCAAACUCUUAGACACACUCACUGAUAAAGAGAGAAAGAAAUUUGAUGACAAAAAAGAGUGGCUUAACCGUCAGUAUACCGAGGAGAAUGGCAUUAUUCCAACAGAGUUCCAUGGCUUCAACAUUAUGCAAAGCAAUUUCUCCAAAGACUACGUCAAACGCGCAUGUGAUGUUUUCAAAACAACAGAUUGCAGGCCUUCAGUCCCAAAUCGUGGUGUCGAGUUUACCGCUUGCCUGUGCCUGUUGAACAGCUACGUCCCGGGCUCUGUCAUGCUAGAGAGUCACUGUGAGAAAUUUCUCAGUUCGUUUGAAAAGGAAAUGGGACCUUUCCGUCACCUGAUGGUCAGCUUCAAUCCCAAUGGAAUUGAUGGACAAAAGGUCCUCCGCAUGGCUCAUCCAAUGAUAGCAGAGCAGGGCACUCAGUCCUUGCAUGGUGCAGGCUGCGAAAGAAGUGAAACAGCACUCAUCUUGCUGCAAAAGCUAUGUACAGAGGAACAUACCCCAUUUCUAUCCAAGUUCAUGAAAGCCUUGCUCAUGAAACGACAAAAAGCAAAACAAUUCUCCAGAUUGAUUUUAGACAUUAAGAAUGGGAAUGCUGAGACUGGGAAACAAAGUUGUUUGUCGGUUUUAAAUGAGGCAGUCAAAAAAUUUCCUCAGACAGGAAGCUACCCCCAGACGCUUUCUCGUUUCUGUUACCGAGAGACUGAAGACUUCUUUAAUGCAAGGAAAUGGGCAGAGAGAGCAAAACAAAUCGCUCCUGAAAACUCAUAUUUCGCAGACACACUGGGACAAGUCUACAAACACUUUCUGUACAGAAAAGUCAGUGUGCUGGAGUCUAACCCAAACACCUUGACUGAAGUCUUGGAUUUGGCAACGAAAGCCUUUGAAGCAUUUGAACAUGGAGAGAUUCUUGCAGGAAAGGAACAAGAGAACAGAGACGGUUUGAGCCAACAGUCAGAAAUCUUUAACUACAUGCCGAAAAUUGCUUACUUGCAAGUUGCAAACAAGCUCUUUGAAUACAAGGGCGUUAUAGAAUCGGUAGCCAAAAGAACAAACCAAUAUCCCAAAUAUGAAAAUCUGAAAUCCCCUCUCUCUAAUCAGAUACAAGAAAGAGCAAGAUUCAUUAACAUGUUACUGAGUUACUCACAAGAGAGCUUUGAAGAAGAAAACCCAGAUUAUUUUUUGCAAGAUGCAAGAACAUGCUAUGAAGAUUACACUGGUUAUGCCUUGCCGGAGGGUCUCGGAGAAGGACCCACAGAAAAACAGCUCAGUUUUCUUCAUGAGAACUGGCAGAAUGACACACAAGAACCAGGGUUGAACUUGAAAAUGAAGGUUGAAAAACUCAAGUCCUCCUUCCACGAAACACAUGAGAAAUAUUUCAGGUCCAGGUACCUUCUACCCCGCCUUUAUCUUGAAACAAGUGACGGAACCAAGGUCAGAGUUGGCGGAGUGGUCCGUUGUUACAAAGUGUACACCACCAUGGGGGAUGAAGAAAUAGAGCUGGAUGUGGAUCCUGCCAAACAGCUGGCUCUCUGGAAGUCUGGAACAGUGACCUUUGAACUUGGAUUCACCAUCAGAGGCCCUACAGCCUACGACAUUCAGUUCCCAGAUUAAGAUGAGGAGGCGAUAACCGAAGAAAGGUGUUCUCCUAUGAUAAGCCAAACAUGGCGGCUGACCACGGAGACCUGAACCAACUGUACGGCACCAACAUUAUUUUAGAUUAUUACUUGAAUGUUGUGGCUUUUUGGUUUUGAAGUUCAGAAAAUAAUUAUUUUUCUUGAAUUAUGAAUUAUGCUAUGCAUCGAUUUUUUCUCGAAAUAAUCGUCUUAAACAUUACAUCUUAUUCUCAGUGAAUUUACGUGUGAAGAUCGUUUAUAUUUUGAUCUGCAUGCAAUACUGGCACACCGCUAAGAAUAGGAGUUAGACAAAAAAUAUAAGUCUAGCAAAUAAUACAUUUUCUUAUGAAUUAUGUCAUGUAGUGCUUUUUUCUCGAAAUAAUCAUUUUAAACAUUACAUCUUAUUAUCAUUGAAUUUACGUGUGAAGAUAGUUUAGCAUAUAUUUUGAUGUGCAUGCCACACUGGCAUACCGCUACAAAUAGGAGUUAGACAAAAAAUGUAUAACUUUUUUUAGAUUAAUGCUUGAAUGUUGGUUUGUUUUCAAGUCUGGCAAAUUUCUAAUGAAUUAUGUUAUGUAUUACUUUUUUCUCAAAAUAAUAAUUUUAAACAUUAAAUCCUUAUCUCAUUGAAUUUACGCAUGAAAAGUUUAUAUUUGGAUCUGCAUGUGACACUGGUACACGGCUAUACUGUAAAUAGGAGUCAGACAAAAAAUAUGUUCUAUUAUGAGGAGAACUGGCACUCGCGGGUUAGUUCCGGUUUUCUGGACUGGUUGCAGUAAUAAUCUUUGACCACGCGGGGCGCUCGUAGGCGAGUCCAGAAUGAAUGGGAGCCAACGGGGUUUUAUCCUCAGAAUCCACUUUUCUCACGAUGUAAUUUUUUGUCAAGUAAUUUUAAAGUUGCUAUCAAAGGGUGGGGCUAAGAUAAUAAACUCAGCUGAAUAUUUCAUUUUUUAAGGUCACGUUCUAAAAAGGCGUUAAAAACAUGCGAUGACGUCACACACUGUAAUACUGUCAGAGGUACUGCUUUACGGCAGUUUCUAAAGCACUUCCCUUGUCCCGCAACGAUAACACCAGCUGUUGGAGUCGGACCUUGAUGCUGUGACAACGGACAAGUCUUCUUCCUCUGUCCUUUUCCCCUGCCUCUGUUCAGUAUGUUCAGUGUUGUUAAAUCAUUUCUCUUUUUUUUUAUUAGUUACUGUUCUUAUUGUGUUCUUGUUAGUGUGAUGUUUGAAUAAACUUGCCUGCUGCAAUGUUGGUAUAAUGUUUGUAUAAUUACUGUUAUACAACUGUUACUGUUUCAAUGUGACCCAGACCAUAUUUCUCAUUUAACAAACAUGUGUAUCUUAUAAUGUGUUGCAUGGCAGAGCAAUUACGGUAUAUUCAAUGGCUUAAAACAAACCCAUCUGUAAAGAUCAGUGAAUGCAUAGAAAUGAAUUACAAGUGGUGUAGAUGGUUUUCCCUCUGCAAGAUCAUUAGCCCAAGUCCUACAAAAAAAUAACGACUGUAAUAGCAGAUGUUGAAGUUGUUAAAUCGUUAACUAACCAUUUGUAUGGAACAAUCGGUUAAGGUGAGUUAAGUGCUUGAGUCUCGACACUUUAGAGAAUGUCUAGCGCGCAACUUGAAUAAGCCAUGUGCGAUAUUACCCGGGCUCCAGCGCAACUUUCCUUAACAGGUGAAGCCUCAGGUAGCCUGGCUAGGACCAUUCAUACAGAGCAAGCAAGAACGUUACCUUUUUCUGUCCUUGGUAAACGAAAAGACGGACAAUCCGUUUCCACUGUAAGUGCAGUUUAUCAUUGCACAUUUACGAGGCAUUUCUUUUUUAAACUAUCUUUAUUUUCGAAAAAUAGACAAUGACAGAUUAAAUGAUAUUGAGCGGGAUAUUGACUGUAUUAUUUAAGGUGGUCAUACCGUACCUACCAUGUGGCUAUAACACAUUGAACAUUGAACACAAGAAAUGGAAGAAAUUCCAUUUAUGCCAUGUACUUUCACCAUACAUACUAUCUAAAAAAUAAAAGGACCUGCAGGAAAAUCUAAAUACAGUACUCAAAAAUUGAGUUAACACGUUUCUCAUUGCUCUUCAGCUUCAGAUGCCGUAAGAGGGGUCUCUGGUCGUAAUCAGUCGCAAGUCCGUCCCUGACCAAUCAGCAUUCAUUAGCAGAAUGCUAGCGUGUAUGGCCAACAACGGCCCAAACUGUAAGAAAUCGAAAGGACAUAAGUACUCACUCAUUUGACUUUUGAACCAUAAUCUAUAUUGAACUUGCGGAAUCUACAAUAAAAUUUGCGAUAUUUCAACGACAAGCAGGUGAAAGAGGCAUAAUUAGCCGUUUAGCCCCAUAGACUCCCAUUCAAUCUGGACUCGCCCGCGAUCAACCCCAGUGGAUGUCUCAUGGAACUA
Molecule: messenger RNA, 4719 nt
Organism: Gadus chalcogrammus (walleye pollock)
Lineage: Eukaryota; Metazoa; Chordata; Actinopteri; Gadiformes; Gadidae
Product: sterile alpha motif domain-containing protein 9
Exons: 4
Coding region: 1-2322 (773 amino acids)
Cellular component (GO): cytoplasm
Source: RefSeq, a predicted model, not a curated record